Molecule: messenger RNA, 1142 nt
Organism: Carassius carassius (crucian carp)
Lineage: Eukaryota; Metazoa; Chordata; Actinopteri; Cypriniformes; Cyprinidae
Product: sushi, nidogen and EGF-like domain-containing protein 1
Exons: 9
Coding region: 200-1105 (301 amino acids)
Biological process (GO): cell-matrix adhesion
Source: RefSeq, a predicted model, not a curated record
UUAUUGUGAAAAGGCCAGUCUUUGUUUGCCCCAAACAUGUCCCUCCCUUUGGUGCUAUGAUAAUUAGGGCCAGAUUUUAACCUACAGCAAGUGUAAGCACAAGAACGUACACCAAAUGAAGACGUCCGAAUUGCUGUGUAUGAAUUAAUAGCAGUGGCAUUCUGAUAUCUCUGACCUUAUCCAAAUAUUUGUUGUGGCAAUGUCUCCAGUCUCAUGUUAUCUGCUGGUGUUCAUAUCAGUCCUGUCAUUGAGCAUGGUAACAGAGGGACAGACAGCACCAGUGAUAUUCUAUCCAUUCGGCUCAGUGGCAGGAGACACCGUUAAUAUUGCCACUGAGGAUGAAAACUCCCAGCUUAUCGACCUGUGGAGUCCUUUUGUGUUCUUUGGGCGUGCGUACAACAGGACAUAUGUUAACAGUAAUGGAGACCUUACAUUCAACCGGUCUUCAUCAGAGUUUAUUUCUCAACAAUUUCCCAUCAAUGGAAGCGAAGACAUCAUUGCUCCCCUCUGGACUGACAUUGAUGUCAGUGAGAAUGGCAUCAUCUCAUAUCAGCAGUACUCAACUGGGAGUGUUCUCACGCGUGCCACUCAGGAUAUAAACCAGUACUUCCCUGGUCUGAACUUCAUGGCUAUUUGGGUCCUUGUUGCAACUUGGGAUAGAGUUGCGUACCAUUACCACUCUGGCACAGAAACAUCGUUUCAAGUGGUUUUGAUUUCGGGUAGUGAUUUGUCUUUUAUUCUCAUGAAUUAUGGUGACUGUGCUGUGACAUAUAAUAUUGUGCAGGCUGGUUAUGACACUAUAAACUCCACAGCCUACUUUGCAAUUCCUGGGUCAAACAAUGGGAGCUUUAUGCCAAACCUAAAGAACUCCACCAAUGUCAAUGUUCCAGGCCGAUGGGCCUUCAGGGUGGAUGGUGGACCACAUCAAAACAGUCUACAAGAAAAUGUCAUAGGAAUUCAAAUGAGAGUUACUUCAUAUUCAGACCUAAGAGACAGUGCAAACAUUGAGACUGUUAUAGAGAAACUACAACAGGAGCUGAUCAAAUACGGUCUGCCAAACAGCGUCAAACUGAACCUAAGAAGGGUGCAAAAGAUUCAGCCCUAAUAUCAGCUUCGUACAAGGAAAGAAAUCCUAACAGAGA